This is a messenger RNA of Penicillium argentinense, 1521 nucleotides long. RefSeq names its product C1 family peptidase. Gene Ontology annotation, molecular function: cysteine-type aminopeptidase activity. The transcript is spliced from 3 exons. Gene Ontology annotation, biological process: response to toxic substance; L-homocysteine catabolic process; proteolysis. The record is from RefSeq and is a predicted model, not a curated record. NCBI's taxonomy places the organism in Eukaryota, Fungi, Ascomycota, Eurotiomycetes, Eurotiales, Aspergillaceae. The coding region runs from base 1 to 1521 and encodes 506 amino acids. Gene Ontology annotation, cellular component: cytoplasm.
AUGGGCACUACUUAUUCCAAGCCGGAGCCGGAGCCGGUCGGCGAAAAGGCUGCUAUAACCAAGAGGGAUGGCUUCAACACUAGCAAGAUUGUUAAGCAGGAGACCAGCUCGUCAGAGCUUCCUCCUCCAUACCCAGCCCGGGAGCGAACUAGAUCGCUAGAGAUAUCUCAAUUAUCAGACUGGAACGAGAGCUUGUUAGACGACGACAAGAACCGCCUCGCAAUAUCCACCUUCGCCAAUCAACCCUACAACCAACUCCUUACCAACAACCAAGCCCUCCAAUCCGACCUCCACAUCUUCAACCUGACCAUCCCCAUCGAAGGAGCCCCAAUAACAAACCAACGCUCCUCCGGUCGCUGCUGGCUCUUCGCCUCAACAAACGUCUUCCGCGUUCCCCUAAUGAAAGUCUACCAAUUAAAGGACUUCGAGCUCAGCCAAGCCUACCUCUUCUACUGGGACAAGAUCGAGAAAGCAAACUGGUUCUUUGAGCAGAUCAUCGCAACCGCCAACGAAGACCUCUCCGACCGGCUCGUGCAGAAGCUUCUCGAGGACCCCGUCACCGACGGCGGACAAUGGGACAUGGUUGCGAAUCUCGUCAAGAAGUACGGACUUGUUCCGCACGCUUUAUACCCCGACGCCUACCAUGCGCAGAAUAGCUCCAAGUUGAAUUGGUUGCUUACUGCUAAGCUCCGCGAGCAGGCUUUGGUGCUUCGGAACCUAGCUUCGAAGGAUGAUGGGCACUCUGUGAAUGCACUGGCUGCUAGCAAGGAUCAGUUCUUGAGGGAGAUUCACUCCAUCGUCACUCUCUUACUUGGAACCCCGCCAAACCCGGAUAAGCCGUUUGUCUGGCAGUACUACGAUACCAAUGGGACGGCCCGUGAAGUGCGACAGACACCCCUGGAAUUCGGACAGCAGGCCUUCCGAUCGCAGACUCGGGUCCUUUCACGUAGCCCCGCCGUCUCACCCGGUCGAAUGUUCAGCCUCGUCCACGACCCACGAAACGAAUACAACCGCCUCUUAACCGUCGACAAACUCGGCAACGUUUUCGAAGGCAGUCCACUGACAUACGUGAACGUAGAAAUGCAAACACUCAAGAAAGGCGUUAUCGCAAUGCUGAAAGCCGGCCACCCCGUCUUCUUCGGCUGCGACGUGGGCAAGUUCUCCGACAGCAAGUUGGGCGUCAUGGACGCCGACCUCACAGACCUGUCACUGGGAUUCAACAUCUCGCUUGGAAUGAACAAGGCGGAGCGAUUGACUACUGGGGAGUCGUCCAUGACACAUGCCAUGGUUAUCACGGCUGUGCAUCUGGAAGAUGAGGAGCCUGUUCGAUGGCGUGUGGAGAAUUCUUGGGGCGAGGCUGCUGGUGAGAAGGGGUGGUUUGUUAUGACUGAUCGGUGGAUGAAUGAGUAUACGUUCCAGGCUGUUGUGGAUUCGAAUCUUGUUUCGGAGGAAGUAAGGGCUAUCCUGAGGCAGUCGCCUAAGAUUUUGCCGCGAUGGGAUCCUCUGGGCGUUCUUGCUUAA